This is a messenger RNA of Trichoderma reesei QM6a, 708 nucleotides long. Its product is annotated as glycoside hydrolase family 75. The transcript has 3 exons. Lineage: Eukaryota; Fungi; Ascomycota; Sordariomycetes; Hypocreales; Hypocreaceae. Gene Ontology annotation, molecular function: chitosanase activity. The record is from RefSeq and is a predicted model, not a curated record. The coding region runs from base 1 to 708 and encodes 235 amino acids.
AUGCGAUCCAACGCUGUCCUCGGCCUUGCUACCUUUGGCGCCGUCGCCUCGGCUUUCGCCCUCCCUGCAAACCUCAAGACCAUCUACGAUAACCACAGGGCAAGAACAUGUGCCAACAAGUUGUCGGGCACUUUUAGCGGCGGCGCGGUCUACUGCGGCGAUCUCCCAGGUGCCAUUUUCCUCAAGGGCAGCGCAGGCAACUAUGACAACCUGGACAUUGACUGCGAUGGCGCCAACAACUCGGCUGGCGCUUGUGCCAACGAUCCCACCGGCCAAAGCCAGACCGCAUUUAAAGACACCGUAAAAACAUUUGGCAUCUCCGACCUUGAUGCCAACAUUCACCCGUACGUCGUCUUCGGCAACUCGGGCGGCAACCCGUCUUUCAACCCUCAAUCUUCGGGCAUGCAGCCUCUCAGCGUUAUGGCUGUUGUCUGUAACAACCAGGUUUUCUAUGGCGUAUGGGGUGAUACCAACGGCGGCACCUCCACUGGCGAGGCCUCCCUCGCUCUGGGCAAACUUUGCUUCCCCAACGAGGGCCUCAGCGGCAACAAUGGCCACGAUCCCAAGGACGUUCUGUUCAUUGGCUUUACCGGCUCCGGAGCUGUGCCCGGCAAGAAUGGCGCCAACUGGGCGGCCAAGAACACCAACGACUUUGAGAACAGCAUCAAGGCGCUGGGAGACAGGCUCGUUGCCAGUCUCCGGGCUUGA